GUCCCAUCACUAGAGGGGGGAGAGAAGCCUUGCGAUAGGUCGGGUGGCGUGUUCCAAGCGUGGUCCCCCCCCCAAGCCUCUGGGCACGAUGGUCGGCUCCAGACGCAGGGUCACCCACUCUCGAAGCGCCGAAGAAGCUUGCGUUGCGACCGCGGAAUCGACAGGCGGAGGGAGGCACUAGACGGAGGAAGGCGGCACGGUGGGGCUGCUGGGUGGUAGGCACUUCCGGAGGAUUUCGGAAGGGCAGCCGGGACCCCUGCGGGCCCGGAAAGGCCAUUCCUCGCCUCGGCCGAGCACCUCCUGUUCCUGCCCAGACCGAGCCGAAAGCCGGAACCAUGUCGGCCUACUCCAAAAGUUACAACCCUUUCGACGACGACGCGGAGGAUGAGGGCGCCCCGCCGAUAACGUGGAAGGACGCCCGCGACCUCUCUGUCGAGCCCGGCGCGCCUGCGGACAGGCAGCAGUACCUGCGGCAGGAGGUGAUGCGCAGGGCCGAGGCCGCGGCCGCCAGCACCAGCAGGUCUUUGUCGCUCAUGUAUGAGUCUGAGAAGGUUGGGGUCGCCUCUUCCGAGGAGCUUGUCCGUCAGCGAGGAGUCUUAGAACGCACAGAGAAGAUGGUGGACAAAAUGGAUCAAGAUUUGAAGAUCAGCCAGAAGCACAUUAACAGCAUUAAGAGUGUGUUUGGGGGCUUCGUCAAUUACUUCAAAUCUAAACCAGCAGAGACCCCACUUGAACAGAAUCACACCCUCACCCCCCAGCCCAACAGCAGAUUGAAAGAAGCUAUAAGUACAAGUAAAGAACAGGAAUCACAGUACCAGGCCAGCCACCCAAACCUCAGGAAGCUGAAUGACUCAGACUCCAUCCCUGAAGGGGCCAUUUCUGCAAUAAGUACUGAGGCUUACCCGAAGAAUCCACACCUUCGAGCCUAUCACCAGAAGAUUGACAACAAUCUAGAUGAGCUGUCCAUGGGACUGGGCCGGCUGAAGGACAUAGCCCUGGGGAUGCAGACGGAAAUUGAGGAGCAAGAUGACAUUAUUGACCGCCUCACAACCAAAGUGGACAAGUUAGAUGUCAAUAUAAAAAGCACAGAAAAAAAAGUUCGACAACUUUAAAGACAGUGAAGGAUUUCCACUCCAUUAUGAUGAAAAGAUUUGAAAGAUCUUUUAAACUCUCAAGAAAUUUCAUUUAUUAUUUUAGUAUGUGAUUUAACAUGUGUUUGCAAAUGUUCUAAUAGUGUGGGUCUUAAGAGAUUUUGUUACGAGGAAGUGUCUGUCCCACUUUUUCUGAGAGCCAAUACCUCGCUCACUUCUUUGAACUGAAUGCUUAGAGUUUUAGUCUGAGCACAAUUUCCUUGCCUCAAAUAUCUUGGGCCUUUGAUUAUUACUAUGCUGGAAUGAGAAGAAAAAGUUGCAUUUCUCACUUUAAUGAGCAUUAUCGAAAGACUGGGCAGAAUUUCAAUCCCUGUUUGUUGUAUAGCUCAUUCCUAGGCCUUACUGUGAGUCAGAGUGCUAAGGGACCCUGUGAGCCAGUUGUUUGUGCAGGAGGGUCCUUCCUUCCCAUACCUUUAUUUAGCAGUCAUCAUCAUCCCUCCCCCACACCAUACAAACACAUACACACAUGAAACGCACACACACUGAGCACAUCGUAAUUCUCUUAACCUCCUGGAAAAGGAUCAGUGUGAGGUUCAGAAAUGGAGUAUGUCAGCAUUCUUGGCUGUUUUGUUGACGUUACCUCUUCCUCUCCUGGCCUCCAUCCUUGACGUGCAUUUUAAUAGGGGUUCAGACCACUUGUGCUCACUGUGAUGCCUGGAAAUAUGUAGGAAAUUCAGUAAGCCCUUCUUCCCUGUGUACCCUCAUAUCUGACUCUCUGUUCCUGAUUAGGAGCAAAUUCUCCCCUGCUUCAACACUGAGCCUACUGACCACCUAGGGGCCCUAUGGAGUUGGUGGGAAUGGAACAUCACACAGACAUGGCCAACCAGUAGUCUUCCUAUACUGAGCCUUCCAUUCCUCUCAGACUCUCCCUGACCCAGGGUAUGGCAGUGUUCACUCACUACCUGGGUCUCCUAACCUGCCAGGGUUCCCACUUACUCUCCUUGCAUGACUUACAAGGUGGCUUAACUCAGUGCUUGGUUCUCUGCCACCCAGUUUCAGGACUGGAACUCUACAAAUGAUGCUGUCUUUGUACAGAAGGAUUUGGCUAAAAGAGAAAACCCAGCCAUUAUCAUUUUUAACUGGCUUAGCUUGUUCUUUCCUGUUACAAACAGAAUCACAAGCAUUAAUUACAAUUGAUCUCUAUAAUUAAAUGGUUUUGUGUGUGUGUGUGUUGGUACCUCCAACAAACUAAUUGAAGCCACAAGAUCCUUGCUUCUAAAAAAAUAAUUUUAAAUAUUUUGAAGAUGGUGAAAGUGGUCAGAGGAAAUGAUUUUAAUUAGACAAUUUAGGUCAGAAACUUUAAAAUAACUACCUUUCACCUUGAAACAUGGCAAUGGCUAAAUGAGCUUCACCACUUCCAUUCUGUAGCCUAAAACAGUUCGUUAAAGGAAACUUCUAUAAAGUGCUGCAGCACUGCCUCAGUAUUUAUUUAACAAUUCAUUUGUUAAAGGUCCAUCCCAUAAUGCAUGACCUUCCUAAGAAUACUGACAGCCUCCAUCAGUAGAUACUUUCUGUCAAGUUGCAGCCACCUCAGGGAGCCUGACCAUGUCAUAAUGAAUAGCCCAGGACAUGAGGAUGCAAUUAAAAGUAAUUUAGAUAUUUGAUUAUCAGAUGAGCUCAUUAUGAUUAUUCUCUUCAUAACUGGUAAAAGGAAAAAUUUUAAACAUGUAUCUGGCCCAAACUAACCAAGUUCACAGGGUUUUCAGUAAAAAGGCUGCCAAAAAAGCAUGAAACCAGAGUACAGAGCAGCCAGUAUAUACAUUUCCACUUAUUAUAAUUGUUUCUGUUUUUUUCCUUAUUAACACUUUCCUCAGUGUAGUAAUUGUUUCUGCUUAUUAUCAUGAGGCAUAGACUCAUGGAGAUCAGUCAUUAUACCUCAGACCUUAGCUUUUUUUUUUUUUUUUUAAAUGCCACCCACUGCCAAACAUUCUCUUCUGCAACCUUCCAUCUGCCUAAUGGAAUUAGCGAUUUGACUGACUUGAAGCAAAGUAGCACCUUAUCUUAUAUAUGCCCUCCCUGUUUUGGAUUGAUGAAGCCAAUCACCUCACCCCAUUUUUUUUUUUAACGCAAGCAUGUGGAAGGAGAGUUGUCCUCACUUUUAUAGAAGUUUGUCUUCCUCUGACACGUUAGAAAGCCUCUUAUCUUUUGUUUUUGUUCAGAUCCCCUAAUUCUAAGGCCUCUGCGGAGGGACUGUCUGUGCUGGCCAGCAGCUUCUUUCUGCUGGGUCUUCCUUCACCCCUGCUUCCAUGCCCACAAAAGACCUGUUGCUGAUUCUAUUUUAUAAAGCAAAGCUGUUUGCAUUUUCAGAGAACAAAGGGAGACCGGAGGAGCCUCUAGAAUCUUUGUACUGAUGGUGAUGAUCAAAAAGAAAACAUUCUACCCUCUAGAGACAUUCAGAGGUGCCCAGGCUGGGGUUGGGUGUGGGGUGGGCUUUGGUAUGACAGACAAGACCAGUGAACUUGUCCUUCUUGCCAGAUGGGGCCCAUAAGACAGAUUUUUACGUCCACAGUCAAGCUGGAAACAAACUGUGCCUUCAAAAAAGUAACUUUUCUAACUUUAGGUUGGUUAUAUGUUAAGUGUGCUACUAACGUAAAAAUAAGUGCAUUCUCCUCCAGAGGAAACUAUUUUUAACAUCUAGUGAUUUGUAACUUAGCAGUGGGGUUGUCUUUUUUGCAUUCAGUAAGAAAAGAGACCUGAAUUUAACUCAGGUGGCAAGAAAAGAAAUACAGAAGUGCAUUUUAAUUUAUCUUAACUUCUUUUUAUGAAUAUGUAAUUUUAAGUGUACACUACAUCAAUUUAGUAAAAAUCCUAUACUUUGCCUAUAUAGGCCUUUGCUGCUAAAUUUUUCAAGUUAGCAAUGUUGUUGAACAUCUUCAGCUCUGAUGGAUGAAAUGUCCUAUGUAAGAAUCAUGAUCUAGUCAUUAAAAGUGCUCAUGGGAAGGUGGGCUUUUUGUUCAGAGUCUGUAUCAGGACAGCUUUUAUGCCCCAUGCCUUCAACUUAAUGAUCAUAUUCCAUAAAAUAAAAUAGGAUGUUUUUUAAUCAA
Molecule: messenger RNA, 4195 nt
Organism: Molossus molossus (Pallas's mastiff bat)
Lineage: Eukaryota; Metazoa; Chordata; Mammalia; Chiroptera; Molossidae
Gene: SNAP29
Product: synaptosome associated protein 29
Exons: 5
Coding region: 336-1112 (258 amino acids)
Biological process (GO): synaptic vesicle fusion to presynaptic active zone membrane; exocytosis; synaptic vesicle priming
Cellular component (GO): plasma membrane; SNARE complex
Molecular function (GO): SNAP receptor activity; syntaxin binding
Source: RefSeq, a predicted model, not a curated record